AUGAUAUCCAAGAUUCGGUGUGCGAGGCCGGGAGCUCAGGAGAGGUGGAACUUGGAAGUGGCGAACGCGCUCAGUGUACAAUCGCACGGCCGCUGCGCGCACGCACCUUUGCAUUCGCCUAGUGAGACGCCGUUGCACCCGGCGCCCCGUGACAAUGUUGAACUGCACCGAUCUGGAAUGCAUUUUGCACCACCACCACUACUACGCCCAUCUGCACCACAUACACCACCUGCAGAAUGCGCAGGAUUCAGAGCGAGCGGUAAACAUCAGAAAUGGGAUCUUUACCAUACAAAGACAUUCGCGGAGCGAGUCUAUCGUUUUCACUCAGAGUUACUUGAACUGAAGGAACUACUCGAAGGAACCGGCUCCGACGCAAUGCAUAAUAAGUGA
Messenger RNA from Leptosia nina, 390 nucleotides. Lineage: Eukaryota; Metazoa; Arthropoda; Insecta; Lepidoptera; Pieridae. The record is from the annotation of a GenBank genome assembly.